AAGGACUUUGGGGACAUGCACUCCUAUGUGCGAAGCCGGAAGAGGCUGCGGGAAGAGGAGGCUGCACGGCUCUUCAAGCAGAUUGUGUCCGCGGUGGCCCACUGCCACCAGUCGGCCAUCGUGCUCGGGGACCUGAAACUUAGGAAAUUUGUCUUCUCCACGGAGGAGAGAAGCCAGCUCAGACUGGAAAGUCUAGAAGAUACACACAUAAUCAAGGGAGAAGACGACGCUCUGUCAGACAAACAUGGCUGCCCAGCCUACGUGAGCCCCGAGAUUCUGAACACCACGGGGACCUACUCUGGAAAGGCAGCAGACGUUUGGAGCCUGGGGGUGAUGCUCUACACCCUUUUGGUGGGACGAUACCCCUUCCAUGACUCAGACCCCAGUGCCCUCUUCUCCAAAAUCCGCCGUGGACAGUUCUGCAUUCCUGAGCACAUUUCCCCCAAAGCCAGAUGCCUCAUUCGCAGCCUCCUGAGACGGGAGCCUUCCGAGAGACUCACUGCUCCUGAGAUCUUACUCCAUCCCUGGUUUGAGUCUGUCUUGGAACCUGGAUACGUCGACUCAGAAAUAGGAACUUCAGACCAGAUUGUUCCAGAGUACCAGGAAGACAGUGACAUUAGUUCCUUCUUCUGCUAAUCCCAAAACCUCAGAAACCUCAAUUCUCACACAUAGCAUUUCCAUUUCUAAAGAUGGACAGGCCUUUUGGCGUGGUGCCAGCCAGACAUGCGAUGGCGUAAAGACCGUAGCUGCUGAACUCAACGUGGGCCCCCCCCCUUAUUUGUUAUGAUGAGUGACUGUAUUGAUCUGAGCGGCACACACUCUGAUCCGGCUGCCCCGCAAAGUUGUUUCCCUUCUCAAUGAACCGUCAGCAACUGUCCCGCUGUCAGAUGCAGGGGUGGGGGC
This is a messenger RNA of Puma concolor (puma), 903 nucleotides long. Lineage: Eukaryota; Metazoa; Chordata; Mammalia; Carnivora; Felidae. The record is from RefSeq and is a predicted model, not a curated record.